CAAGGCGGGUUCGAAUUUAUUUUAGUCAGCAAAAAUAGUAAAAAUUUGUAAUUUGUGAGCAGAACGAAAACUUGUCAGUUACAGAAGCUUUGUAUCAAGUUAAGGAAAAUCAGUUACAACUACUUUAGAUUUAGGUUUCGAUUAACCAAACAUGUUUACAUCAGGCCGCCUAACUUCUAUAAAGUUCGGCUCGGUUAUGUUGAACAUCUCUCGUUUUGUUCAACAAAAAGCACAUCUAAGCCAACCGACAUACGACACAAAUUAUCUUCUGAACCCGACCAAAUUAUCAGAAAUUCUCAACAACAUUAAUCACCGGAAGGGCAUCGGCAAUAUCCAGUUAGUCCACGAAAUAAAUGACAAAAUUAAAGGAACACCGGCUGAGGAUAAAUUGGAACGAAGUCGAUUGAAUGCCGAACUACAGGCGGAGCUGGCAAAAAUUCCCAACAGGACACAUCCGGAUGUUUUGAAAUACGGCACUGAACCGAAAAUUGUGGAAUAUUACAACAUAAAGCCAACAUUUGUUGCUGAGAAAAUCUACGAAUUUUCAGAAAUUGCAAAAAAGAUGAAUCUUUUCCGGGCGGAGAAGCUAGGAAAUUUUACAGGCCACAAAUCGUACUACUUGACUGGUGACUUGGCCGAGUUGGAACAAGCUCUCAUUCAAUACACUGUAGCGAAACUGUUGAAGAACGGGUUCAAACUUAUUACUGUUCCAGAUAUUCUACCGGCUCGCAUAAUCCAGAGUUGCGGUAUGAACACUCACGGUGAUCGAAAUCAGGUGUAUAAAUUAAGCAACUCACACGACAGUCUGUGCCUAUCGGGAACGUCCGAGAUGGCCCUAGCCGGUUAUUUUGCCGGUACGGAGACAAAAGAAGCAUCUCUUCCGAUCAAGCUGACCGCAGUAAGCCGCUGUUUCCGAGCGGAAACAUCAGGACUGCAAGAGGAGAAAGGUAUAUAUCGUGUACAUCAGUUCACCAAGGUGGAAAUGUUCUCGGUCUGUCGACCAGAUCAAUCGGACGCGAUGCUUGAAGAAUUUAAGAACAUUGAAAUUGAUUUAUUCAAUCAACUUGGGCUGCACUUUCAGCUGCUCGAUAUGCCAGCAUGUGAGCUGGGGGCUCCGGCGUAUCGCAAAUACGACAUAGAGGCGUGGAUGCCCGGGCGAGCGAUGUACGGAGAAAUAUCGAGUUGUAGCAAUUGCACCGAUUAUCAGUCAAGAAGAUUAGGUAUCCUUUACCGAGCUUCGAAUGAUGACCACCUUCACUAUACGCACACCGUUAACGGUACUGCUUGUGCUAUUCCGCGGAUGUUGAUCGCCUUGCUGGAAAACUUCCAGAAUCCAGACAAAACUAUAACGAUUCCAGAUCCCCUGCAGCGGUUUAUGCGCGGCCAAAAGAGGAUCAACAGGAAAAAACUUCUACCUGAGCUGAGACUAACCAAGCGUUUAACCCAGGAGGAUAUAUGCUGAGUAAAGGCAUUGUAUUUAGUGUAAUUAAGUUUUGUCGAAUAAUUUAAAGGUUAAGUUCCUAAUAAAUCAUACUGAAAACUUAAAAGAGCGGGGACUACGCAACAGUAACAAAUAUGAACAUACAUCAUUCCAAAUAAAUAUUUACUUUUUUGCGUAUUUACAGUUAGUCCGCGUAGCACCAGGAAAAGUAAUUUUGAUCCAACGAAAAAACAGCACUUAGUAAUACCAGCCAAUAAACAUAUUUUAAUUUUAAUGAUAAGCACCCCGACACUAGUCAGCCUUAACGACCGGCACAGGUAUAAGAGAGGUCGUACAGCAGUAGUUACCAGAUGAAAUAAACAUUUUGACUUGCAAUUAAUCGAACAAACGAGUAGAGACAAACAGAAUCAGGAUUGGGGAUGAUGGACAAGCCUUGGAUCCACCCAUGCUAGACGAAGUGCGAAAGACUAUUCAAGAGAUGACAAAUGGUAAGAGGUCAGUCUAUCUUCCAGUGCACUAAACAGUGUUGUAUCGUUGCUCCCGGCUGCGUAGUGAAAUGAGUCUGCCAAAGAAAACAAAAGUGCACGUGCAACACAAUUUCGAUCGACUUCAAGAAAACUCGUGUUGGACCCACAGGUUAGGAGGUGGAACAUCUAGUUAAAGUUAAAGUGGAGUUUAAUCUAGCAACACCACGUCAAAAACUGUUUUGAUUACGCUAAGAAGUUUAGCGCAGGCAGCAAACUUUGUUACAAAGAACAACGUUGAACACGAGGUCGAAUUUAACCCAUUCAUGCCCUUGUUGUUUGUGGACAACAUCGUUUUAAAAUAGCUAUAACUUUUGAUUGAGGCAAGAUUUGCUCACAAAAACAAGUAAGGCUAAUAAAUAUAACUAUUGCCUUUCAUUUGAGCAUUAUCAGUUACAAAGAUCAGCUCUAGAAUUGAAGUUAUUGCUAUUAGUCUGAUUGGAUUCCGAUGGAGCAGUGCUGCCAGUGACAGUCAUCGUUGACGAUGGAAAAUGAAUUUUUCAUAUAUCUUCGUUAUGUAGCAAUAGAAUUGAUAACUGAUAAAUCUUAUCAAUUUUGACUAAUUUUGGCUACGUUUUCCACGCAAGUGGACUAUUGUACAUAUUCUAGGUGAAUUGUAUUGAGCAUCGGAAGGUAAAAAUUGAGCAGCUUCUAUCACUGCGAGGGAAGCACCUAUCUUCAUGAAAAAAGGCUUUUCGUGUUUCUUGACCCCACUUUUUUCAGGAAAAAUAGCUUUGUUCUACAUACACUAGAAAAAAGUUGGGCAUGAAAAGGGUAAUAGCAUCACAACAAUGGAAUCUAUUACGAAAGACACUUGGAAAAAGUUUAUCACCGGUAUUCCUAACGCCGUUCGUAUUGUGAGAAUGCGAGUGACUAAACAGAUACCUUCUUACAUGACUAUCGAAUGCAAAUAACCGAAAGACGGCGUUACGUAUAUGCAUAGAACGAUGAUCACAUAUCCCGGGCAGACCCCUAUACUCCAAUUCUGUAACCAGACAGCUCACUACCGAAAAACAUGCACCCAAGCCACUAGUAAAAACUUAUCUACUACAGCCAACUCUAACAAGCAGUCACCGAUACUUACAGAUAAACCAAAAACAACGACCCAUUUAAUCAAUAGUGAAGAGACAACGACCACAACAACCGCUCCCAAACCAAAAAAAAGCAUCACCCAUAUAGAAGCUAAUACCAAUGAAGACGGAUUUACAACAGCGACCCGUAAGAAACAAAGAAACAAAUAAGAAUCUCAGAACGUGAACGACAUGAAAGCAGUACCGAUGAUGAAGUCGAUGUGAACGAUAACGCGAGAGAAGGCAGACUGAAUGAUCCCCAAGCUUCGACGGACCAUACAACUAAUGCUCCAGGAAAAGGAUCUCAACACACAACAACUAACUGCGUCAACAAGAUCUGGCAGAUAGACAUUCUUAGGAUUUUUAAAUUUUUAUGUAUUGUAAAAACUUUAAAGAUCCACGGUUUUUGUUGAUAAUACCGUAAGAAAACUCCAAGUAUUUCUGUAGGUAGGUUUGAGAUAACUUUAUUUGAUUCUUGUUCGUCAAGUUAUAUAAUGCUAACAUAGUUCGAUAUCGAUUGAUAUUUCAUGCACUGUUUAUCACAGUCCCUUAUUGACUGCCAUACCCUGUCAUACCCUCUGCCUAUAGUAAACAACACAUCCAUGCGCGGCGUCCAUAUGCAAAAGCUCAAGUUACCCACUUGAAGCUUUUGUCACAUGACGUUCUGUCAGAUGACAUCUCAGAGCUUUUUAUAGCACGUU
Molecule: messenger RNA, 3736 nt
Organism: Topomyia yanbarensis
Lineage: Eukaryota; Metazoa; Arthropoda; Insecta; Diptera; Culicidae
Gene: SerRS-m
Product: serine--tRNA ligase, mitochondrial
Exons: 3
Coding region: 152-1462 (436 amino acids)
Biological process (GO): mitochondrial seryl-tRNA aminoacylation
Cellular component (GO): mitochondrion
Molecular function (GO): tRNA binding; serine-tRNA ligase activity; ATP binding
Source: RefSeq, a predicted model, not a curated record